Molecule: messenger RNA, 2116 nt
Organism: Psylliodes chrysocephalus
Lineage: Eukaryota; Metazoa; Arthropoda; Insecta; Coleoptera; Chrysomelidae
Source: the annotation of a GenBank genome assembly
UCUCAACGGUCUCAUAUCAGCUGUUUGAUUGUUUGAUAGUUUGCCUGAUUCGAGUGAUCUGAGAUUCGGAUUUUCGUUCUUAUCCUGGAUCCCCGCAAAAAUCGUUUCUUCACUAAUGCGGGUCGGAAACCGUUGGAAAGUUACCGGUUUUUUUUCAUAAGUUCGGAUAUUAUAGAAAAUUUGGUUUUGAAUUAAUUCGUUUACUUCCGUACGUAAAAUGGAAACAAUUCAACAUGGAAAUAAAGAAAAUCGUGUAACUGAAAUUCUAAAGCAGAACGCUAUGGCGGUGCGCCAAAAAAGACCAUUAGGAUUGAGUACAAGAGAUGUAAAUAUGCCGAUGGUUAAAAAUCAAAUUAAAGGGAAACAACCAUUGGGAUUGAGACAAAAAGAUAACUUGGACAAAGAAAAUAUUGAAAAUGUAAAAAAUAAAGAAAAUAUUUUGAAAGAUCAAAAAGCCAAAUCCGAGAAUGAUAAUUUUAAAAAUAUUGUCAAUCCCAUUGUGCCUUGCAAUCAAUUUAAGGCAUUUAAAGUAUAUGAAGAUGAAAAUUACACUGAACGUUUAGCUAGAAUUGAUGAAAAGUUGAAAAACAAAGCUAAACAUUCAAACCUACAAGUUUAUAAAGGAACGACUGAAGACAGCAAAUAUUAUACUAAGAAUGAAAUCGCUGAACUGGAAAGAAAAAGCGAAGAAGAAAGUUCAAAUAGUAUCUUAGAAAAUACUUCUAAAAUUGAAUCCGCUAAGAAUAUUAUACUUGAUAAUCAGAUACUUGAUAUUUCGAUAGAAGAAAAAAACGGCAAAGAUGCAAUUCUUGUUGGAGAAAAAAGACUUAAAACACUUUUCUUUGAACUGGAGGAAUACAGAUCUGAUAUUUAUCUGUAUCUUAGGGAACAUGAGUUACGACAUCGACCUAAACCGGGAUACAUGAAGAAACAACCAGAUGUAACUUCAAAUAUGAGAACCAUUUUAGUCGAUUGGCUAGUUGAAGUGGCAGAAGAGUACAAAUUGCACACAGAGACGCUUUAUCUUGCAGUAAAUUACAUUGACAGAUUUCUCAGUUAUAUGUCAGUGGUUAGGGCAAAAUUGCAACUAGUUGGAACUGCUGCAAUGUUUCUUGCCUCGAAAUAUGAAGAAAUUUAUCCUCCAGAAAUCACAGAAUUUGUUUACAUCACAGAUGAUACUUAUAAUAAACGACAAGUUAUUCGAAUGGAACACUUAAUUUUGAAGGUCUUAGGAUUUGAUCUUUCCGUACCGACACCUUUAACUUUUAUUACUGCAAUGUGCGUUAGUAAUAAGCUGAGUGAUAAGACAAUGUAUCUUGCCAUGUAUUUCAGUGAAUUGUCGCUUCUUAAUGGAGACAUUUAUUUGGAGUUCGUUCCAUCUGUAUUGGCAGCCUCUGCAAUAGCACUGGCUAGACAUACAUUAAAUGAAGAACCAUGGAAUUCAGGUCUCGUUGAAACGACUGGAUACGAAUUAAAACAAUUAGAAGCUGGUAUAGAAUUUUUAAAUCAGAUGUUUACUGCAGCACCCAGUUUACCUCAGCACGCCAUCCAGGACAAGUACAAAUCCAAAAAAUGUAUGCACGUAUCUACACUAAAACCACGAGAACUUCCAAUUAAUUUUACUUAAAUCUUUUAAGGGCUGUUUAAGUACAAGAUCUUUUUAUAUAAUAUUUUACCGAUUAGCGCUUAUUUUCAUUUUUUGAAAAAAAUGUCAUUGUUUUAAAUAUAAUUUACAUAUUCUCCAACUGUAAUAUUUUAGUAUUUUAUAAUUUAUUUAUGGUAGUUUUAGAAGUGUAUGGCUAUUUUACCAAAUCAUUUACUUUAAUAAUUGAUGUUUAAUUCAGUAAAAAACAAUAACGUUGGCACUUUAUUUUUUUGACCUUUCCAUACACUUCUAAAACACCAAAUUUCCAUAUUUUUUUUUUAAUUGUUUUAACAAAUAACAACUUGUGAUGCAGUGUGUUUUGUACAGGUAUAUUUAUUUUUAGUAAUUUUAUAUAAGCAUUUAUUUGGUAUGAAUUAAGUUGUAAUUGAUAUUUUAAUUGUCUUGACGAAAAAAUGUAUUUUUUUUACUUUUAUACCAAACUCUGAUUUAUUUCGUCUAAAUAUACAAAGC